Messenger RNA from Paramormyrops kingsleyae, 1799 nucleotides. Its product is annotated as fibroblast growth factor 22. Gene Ontology annotation, molecular function: growth factor activity. NCBI's taxonomy places the organism in Eukaryota, Metazoa, Chordata, Actinopteri, Osteoglossiformes, Mormyridae. The record is from RefSeq and is a predicted model, not a curated record.
CUCCACGGUGGACAAGUUCUGCUCACUCCUCACCGUUCGCAGCUCAUCCCACAGAUCUCUACAUCAGAAUCACCCAGAUCAGCAGCAUGUCCUCUGCGUGUGCAAAGUGCAUCGUGGGAGCCUGACGCAUCAUGUGCAAAUGGACGCCCCCCGUUCUCCGUCUCCGUCCUGACUUGGUCCUGGACGCCGUCCCCUCCGCUGGACGCUUUCUUCCUGGGGCCACCUCCUUCUGCGUGGCAUGCUUCACAUUGCUCCUGGUGGCCGGGACCGUCCUGGGAGAGUGUCCCCUGGGGGGUCAAGGGGGACCGGGUCAUGAGACUCUGCCGGGGCUGGCAGGGGGUACGAACUGCUCCUGGACACUAGAGCGUCACACCCGCAGCUACAACCACCUGGAGGGUGAUGUGCGGCUGCGAAGACUCUAUUCCGCCAACAAGUUCUUCCUGUGCAUCGACAAGACGGGCAAGGUGGAUGGGACCCGACGCAAAAACUACGCCGACAGUCUCAUGGAAAUACGAUCUGUCAGCGUUGGAGUCGUUGCGAUCAAAUCCGUCAGCACUGCCCUUUACCUGGCUAUGUCGAAAAGAGGCACGCUCUUCGGAUCGGUGAAAUACAGCUCCAACUGCAAGUUCAAGGAGCGGAUCGAGGAGAACGGCUACAACACGUACGCUUCCUUGCGCUGGAAACACGGCGGGAGGCAAAUGUUCGUCUCGCUAAAUGGCAGGGGGAAACCCCGGAGAGGUCACAAGGCUCGAAGGAGACACCCAUCCACGCAUUUUCUCCCCAUGUUGCCUUCAUAGCUCAAACUACAGACUCAGCAGCUACUAGCGUUAACUAAUACGAGUGUUAUUAUUAUUGUUGUUAUUGUCAUUGUUAUUAUUAUGAUUGUUAUUAUUAUUAUUAUUAUUACUACCAACUUUACCCAUAUGUGUACAUUUGUAGGGGUUUUAUAUACAAAUUUGUUUGUGAGAUUUGGGGGCAAAAUAAAUUAUUUUUUUCUUCCACAUUAGCUUAAGGUCCAAAAGAAGCUGCUAAUAUUAUGUAAAUAUAGUUUGUCUACUAUUGUUAUUGACAGUGAAGCUCAGCGACGACGAAAAAGCCCUUAUAAUAAAAGGUAAAAAUAGACGGUAAAUGGAUAAUUACUGGAGUGGGAGCAUUGAAGAACAUGAAGGGUAUAAAGGUUGUUAUUAAUGUCUUGGUUUUACUUUUCAAGAGACAAUGACUCCUUUUAAAGCGUCCUGUCAAUCAGCAGUAUAGCACAGGACAGAUGAUUUGGGUGUGUCCCAUGACGCAUGAAAGCGAACAAGUGACAUUCGUUUGGGCGGUUUUAUAACAGAUUUUCAUGGGAUCUUGAAGUUUGCACUAGACUGGUCUGUCUGGGGCCUUGGACUGUACCAGUCGAGGUCCCGGAUCACAGACAGUCAUGGCGAAGCUUGACUUGGACACAUUCAUCGAACAGAAAUGGGAGCUCUGUCAACAUUCCAUAAAUGCGAUGCAGUGGUGGGAUUUAUUUUCUUUUGUGCAAAAUCAAUGUUCUGUUUUUGUUCGUUUCUGUGAAAGCUUGGAUCAGCAUUUUUCUUCUUCCAUGGAGACUGACAGGUAACACACGUGCGGGGAGUCUGCUCCACUUUGGAACACGCCAGAGGUACAAGAGUGACUCCCAUGGGCCCAGAAUAGACAUCACGCACUGUAAACUCUGGACGUGAACGUGCAGUGGCCUCCCUGUAACCCAAGUGCUCUGGAUCUGCGUUCCACAAUAAGUCCACAUCAAGGGACCCAGCCUGUACCUAGACCUGCCUCUU